Messenger RNA from Nymphalis io (European peacock), 3041 nucleotides. RefSeq names its product ras guanine nucleotide exchange factor B-like. The coding region runs from base 158 to 2779 and encodes 873 amino acids. The transcript has 15 exons. Lineage: Eukaryota; Metazoa; Arthropoda; Insecta; Lepidoptera; Nymphalidae. The record is from RefSeq and is a predicted model, not a curated record.
AUAAAUUUUAGCAAUAUUUUAUUUUUAUAAAUAGCAAAGAUACAUUUGGAAUACUCUAUAGUAAAUUUUUGUGAAUGUAUAUGUUGUGGUAACGAUAUUUUAAUUUAUACAUAGUACCUAUACGGUUAAUACACAAUAGGUUAUAUUUACUAUAAAAAUGAAUAAUUUUUACUGUGUAAGCACCGUUGAUGGAGAUAAAUUGAAAGGAAUAAAUUUAAGAGAAAAAAAAAUUAAAUUGCGUCCAAUGACUAGCAGCAUCACUGAUAUUGAUUUCGGUGAACCAUCAUGCUCGAAUACAAAUCGCUGGCACAAUCUCGAAAGGAAUCAUGAAAGGGAUUUUAGUAGGGAAUAUGGAUUUUCUCGCAAUCCUAAAGGCACCGUAUAUAAGAAACAUAAUAUACGUGACCAUACCGGUGUAAGGAAAACAAGAAAGAAAAAUCCAUCUCGACGAGCUAAAACAAGAUGUCCUAUGAGAGUAUUGGAAUUAUCAGUGCCAACUAAACGACACUGCUUGGAAACUUGGAGAACCAAUAGAGAUAUUCUUCCUAAUUUCAUGGUAGAAAGAUUAAGGCGAAUUGUUAUGGAUGAAAAGCCAAUCGUGAAAAUAUAUGAUGCCAUCGAUUGUUUUAAACGGCAAAAGUCAACAAAUCGACUGAGUUCAAAGAGACACGUAAAAACCAAGCACCAGGAUCAAAUGAAAUUAUUUUGCGGUUUAUUAUCGUAUAAAGUAAUACAGAAAUUACAAAGACCGCUGAAUUUAACUUUGGACUCACAUUUAAAAACAUUAUCGCAAGUUGUUAAUGAGGAUAUAACAAAUAUAUUGUACGAUCCAAAAAAAACUGGAUUAUAUACAAAUACUAAAAUUCAAACUGAAAUAGCAGAUACGGUGACUAUUUGGAUUACAAGUAUACUUGAGGAAUCGGCUAACAAAAUAUUAAUGGAAGAGUUUCAAGAACUCAAAGAAAUAGAAGGGCCGGUGUGGGAUUUGAUUGAUCAAUUAAUCGAUAACGUUGCGGUUGCAUGUGAACCCGUGACUAUUGUUAGUUCAAGCGUGAGUCAGCUAUCAACACUAUCUGUUUCAAAGUCCGUUAUGAAUGAAAACUUAAAUCUUGUGAUAGAUUCACCAAGUAAAAAUAAUAACAGUGAAAUUAACACAAAUUCUAUGGAUAAUCAACAAGUAAAAAAUAGUGAUUCAAUAUUAGCUUAUAUAUUAGACAAUAUUGCUUAUAAUGAGGAGGCACUGAGUACACUUAAAGAUAUUGCGAAUAGCAAUGAAGAAGAUGGAAUACUAGAUACUAACAAUAAUAACAAUGAAAAUAACGAUAAAAAUGUAACAGCUUCUAAUGUUUCCUUAAACGAAAAUAAUUUAUCAAAUCAUCGUUUUAACAAAAAUGAUGUUGAUAUUGUUCAGGAAUCAACUUCAAAUGAAAUUGAUUCGCAUAAUGCAAAUAAUAUUGACAACGAUAGAACAAACUCGGAUGUUAGCGAUAUAACUAAACAACUAGAUAUUACGGCGACUGUUGAUGAUGAAGUUUUAAAAAUAAUAAAAACUAGUACAGAAAUUAAACAUAACAUAAACGUGAACAGUACAGACAAUAAUGUUUUGAGUAAUGGCAGCCAAGAAGUGCAGACCACGCCUGAUGAUAGCAUUAAAAAAGUAAAAUUUUCUAAUUUAAAUAUCGGCGCCUACAACAGAAAAACAGGAAUAAGCGACGAUAGUGAUAUUUAUAUUCGUGAGGGUCAUUAUGAUAUGCCAAUAAACCUCUCCGAAGAUGGAACUUUAAAACAUGAAUUACACUUAGCUCCACCCAAUGACAAUUUGCUUAGUGACGCCGAUGAGUCAUGGCCUGAAAAUUUACAUUUUCCUGUAUUAAAAGCUACCGUUAGCGUCAGUAAGUCUAUUCUAUCGCUCGGAAACAUUUUAGAAAAUGAAGAAAAAGAAUUAACGACUGAUGAUAGAAGUAAUAUUUCAAAUAACGAUAGAAAAUCAUCGAUUACUCAAACAAUACAAGCCGACAAAAAAGAGGAAAUAGAUGAAGGCAAAAGAAAUAUAGAAAUAUCGACCAACGAAAAAUAUCCGACGGAAAAUUGUACAAAUACAAAAAAUAAAUAUUAUGAACCGAAUAAUUAUAUGAAUUUAACACAAAAACAAAUACUAGAGACAGAUGAUACAUCCAAAAAGGAAAAUAUUGCUGUGAAACUGAUUAUAGAACACAUGCCAAUAAUUACAAUAAAUCCAAAAGAAUAUAUUAAUUAUAACAUACAUGAAACAGCAAUACAAACAGAACAAGAAGUUUUAAACAAUGUCGUUGAACAAAACCUUUCAGCAGUAAAUAUUUUAACUAGCUGCAAAAUUAACGAAGAAUCUAAAGAGAUAAGUUGUGGCACUUUCGUUAAAGGAUAUAAUAUAAAAGAAUUUGAAGUUCGAAAAUGGUGUCACGGGUUAGAAAACGUGACGCAAAAUUUGGAGUUAUGGAUAGACUGGAUGGAAAUUACUUGUAAUUACAUCAUGUCAAUAAAAUAUAAAGUUUCAGCUAAUAAACGAAGAGAAGAUAAAUAUUUGUGGACUAAGCUAGUAAUUAACAUUGAUUUGGAUUCUAAAACUUGGAGAAAAAUAGGCAAAAAACUCAGAAGAGGAAUUAUUAAUUAUAAAAGUUAUUAUGUAAAAUCUAGGACUCGGCAGACCAAAUCUUGCAACAACCAUCAGCUCCUGCAGAUAUCACAACUAUGCCAGAAGGAAAGAACAUGCACUUGUAAGCAGGGCCUGCAUGACCUUUGAGAUCUAAAAGUUGCUCAUCUAAAAAAAGGAAAUAAAUGAAACAUAUUGCUCAAUUAAUUCAUUCAUUAUAAAUAACAUCCUAUCACAAGAAACCAGUUUAAAAGUUCAUUGAGAAAUAUAUUAUUUUUAAAUAAAUAUUAAAGUAUAUUUGAUUUAAAGCAAAAUGUCUAUUGUAGCAGUAUUUUAAAUCUUACUUGUCCUACUAUCCCAAACAAUGAGUUUAUCUCCUUCACACGAAGACACAGCUAAAGCAUUUUCAGCC